GAUCAAGAUGCCCGGCUGUAUAUAUAAAGGCAGGGAAGGAGCUCCAGUCCAAACCCUACCAGCAGACCUUCUUCAGUGCGGACGUACUUCUUCUCGGUCAUCGCAGGACACACAAAAACAACCAUGAUCAAGAUUUUCCUCCUUCUGCUUCUGCUUGUCGGAACAAACAGUCAAGUGACUGACGAUAUCCCUGAUGGCGGCGGUGAUGACGGCGGUGAUGGCGGCGGUGACGAAGGGGGUGAUGGCGGCGGUGACGAAGGGGGUGAUGGCGGCGGUGACGAAGGGGGUGAUGGCGGCGGUGACGAAGGGGGUGAUGGCGGCGGUGACGAAGGGGGUGAUGGCGGCGGUGACGAAGGGGGUGAUGGCGGCGGUGACGAAGGGGGUGAUGGCGGCGGUGACGAAGGGGGUGAUGGCGGCGGUGACGAAGGGGGUGAUGGCGGCGGUGAUGGCGGCGGUGACGCUCCAUUAAUCCCCAUCGGUUUUGUCUUGCCCGAAGGCAUUGAACUUUGCAUCAGGAUUCCCGAAUCUGCGGAUCCCAACAGCCACAUUACCUUCAAGGUUAUUGACGGCGUGGUCAAAUUAAAGGUGUCCACCACCCAUUAAACCGCUAAACUCUUAACAGUUUAGAAAGCGCUCAGCAGUUUAUCGGAAUUAGAACUGCGGCGAUAUUAGUUUGACAUUUACUUCUGAGAUCAUGUUCCUGUUCUGUUGAUGACCCCCCCCCGGGGGCGGGUGUGGUUACGGGUGAUGUGUAGCGGUAUAGCUCGGUUGGUCGAGUGGCAAUGCCGGCAACUCGAGGGUUCCAGGUUCGAUCCCCACUCCCGCCAUCCUAGCCACUGCCGUUGUGUCCUUGGACGAAGACACUUUACCCACCUGCUCCCGCUGACACCCCACACUGCUUCAAAUGUAACUUAGAUAUCGGGUUUCACCAUGUAGAAGCGCUUUGAGUCACUAGAGAAAAGCGCUACAUAAAUAUAAUUCACAAUUCACUGUCACGCAUGAUUGAAAAUCAUGAGGUCUUUGUGCUCUCUGUUACUUGUCAGUUUUUCUUGUCAUCAAUCAAACAAUAAAAUGACCUAAUCAAACUUGA
Nerophis ophidion (straightnose pipefish) is the source of this 1090-nucleotide messenger RNA. RefSeq lists its product as uncharacterized. Lineage: Eukaryota; Metazoa; Chordata; Actinopteri; Syngnathiformes; Syngnathidae. The transcript is spliced from 3 exons. The record is from RefSeq and is a predicted model, not a curated record. The coding region runs from base 124 to 603 and encodes 159 amino acids.